CAUUUCCAAUACAAUCGUUUUCUGCAGCAGAAACACAACACUAAAGCUAUGAAAAUGAAACAGUUCAAUCUCUUAUCCUUGUUCCUCAUCCUCAUUAAUUCCUUUGGUUCAGCCAAUUCAACCAUUGUCUCUCAUGAUGAACGUGCUAUCACCAUCGAUGGGCAACGCCGAAUCCUUCUUUCAGGCUCCAUUCACUAUCCACGAAGCACUUCUGAUAUGUGGCCUGAUCUCAUCAGCAAAGCCAAAGAUGGUGGGUUAGAUACCAUUGAGACCUAUGUUUUUUGGAACGCACAUGAACCGUCACGUAGGCAAUAUGAUUUCUCAGGAAAUCUUGAUCUUGUCCGCUUCAUCAAAACCAUCCAAGGCGCGGGUCUAUACUCUGUUCUUCGUAUUGGACCUUAUGUUUGCGCAGAAUGGAACUACGGAGGCUUCCCCGUGUGGCUGCACAAUAUGCCUGACAUGAAAUUCCGAACAAUUAACCCCGGUUUCAUGAAUGAAAUGCAAAAUUUCACUACGAAAAUCGUAAACAUGAUGAAGGAAGAGAGCCUCUUUGCUUCACAAGGAGGUCCAAUCAUCCUAGCUCAGAUCGAGAAUGAGUAUGGGAACGUGAUCUCAUCCUAUGGAGCGGAGGGUAAAGCCUACAUUGAUUGGUGUGCCAACAUGGCUAACUCUCUAGACAUCGGUGUUCCAUGGAUUAUGUGCCAACAACCCCAUGCUCCUCAGCCUAUGAUCGAGACAUGCAAUGGAUUUUACUGUGACCAGUACAAACCAAGCAACCCGAGCAGCCCAAAGAUGUGGACAGAGAAUUGGACUGGCUGGUUCAAAAACUGGGGAGGCAAACAUCCUUAUAGAACCGCUGAAGAUCUUGCUUUUUCCGUUGCUAGGUUUUUUCAAACGGGAGGAACUUUCCAAAACUAUUACAUGUACCAUGGUGGUACUAACUUUGGAAGAGUUGCAGGAGGUCCAUACAUCACCACUUCAUAUGAUUACGAUGCUCCUCUUGAUGAAUAUGGUAACUUGAACCAACCGAAAUGGGGUCACUUGAAACAGCUACACACGUUGUUGAAAUCCAUGGAGAAGCCUUUAACUUACGGAAAUAUCUCAACAAUCGAUCUUGGCAAUUCCGUCACGGCUACGGUUUACUCAACAAACGAAAAAUCAAGCUGCUUCAUCGGUAAUGUGAACGCAACUGCGGAUGCUUUGGUCAACUUCAAAGGGAAAGACUACAAUGUACCGGCUUGGUCCGUGAGUGUUCUUCCUGACUGCGAUAAAGAGGCUUAUAACACUGCAAGAGUGAAUACUCAGACAUCGAUCAUUACCGAAGACUCUUGUGAUGAGCCUGAGAAGCUGAAAUGGACAUGGAGGCCCGAGUUUACUACUCAGAAGACCAUUCUCAAAGGCAGUGGAGACCUCAUUGCCAAGGGUCUUGUAGACCAAAAAGACGUUACAAAUGAUGCUAGUGACUAUCUUUGGUACAUGACUAGGGUUCAUCUCGACAAGAAAGAUCCAAUUUGGAGCAGAAACAUGUCGCUAAGGGUUCAUAGCAACGCUCAUGUUCUUCAUGCUUACGUCAAUGGAAAAUACGUAGGUAACGAAAUCGUGAGGGACAACAAAUUCGAUUACAGAUUUGAGAAGAAGGUGAACCUCGUUCACGGGACUAAUCACCUUGCACUUCUCAGUGUUUCAGUUGGACUACAGAAUUAUGGACCUUUCUUUGAGAGUGGUCCAACUGGAAUCAACGGUCCUGUGAAAUUAGUCGGAUACAAAGGAGAUGAAACGAUCGAGAAAGAUCUAUCGAAGCAUCAAUGGGACUACAAGAUUGGUUUGAAUGGAUUCAACCACAAACUUUUCAGCAUGAAAUCCGCUGGUCACCACCACCGUAAAUGGUCAACCGAAAAGCUACCAGCUGAUCGAAUGUUGUCAUGGUACAAGGCAAAUUUUAAGGCUCCUCUAGGUAAAGAUCCAGUGAUUGUCGACUUGAAUGGUCUUGGGAAAGGGGAGGUUUGGAUCAAUGGUCAGAGCAUCGGACGCUAUUGGCCAAGCUUUAACUCUAGUGACGAGGGCUGCACCGAGGAAUGUGACUACCGUGGGGAGUAUGGUAGCGACAAAUGUGCUUUCAUGUGCGGCAAACCAACUCAGAGAUGGUACCAUGUUCCAAGAUCGUUCUUGAAUGACAAGGGACACAACACUAUCACACUAUUCGAAGAGAUGGGUGGUGAUCCCUCAAUGGUGAAGUUCAAGACGGUUGUUACCGGAAGAGUUUGUGCCAAGGCUCAUGAGCACAAUAAAGUGGAGUUGUCUUGCAACAACCGGCCAAUCUCAGCCGUCAAAUUCGCGAGCUUUGGAAAUCCGUCUGGCCAGUGUGGGUCAUUCGCUGCUGGUUCUUGCGAAGGAGCCAAGGAUGCUGUGAAGGUCGUGGCUAAAGAAUGUGUUGGAAAGCUCAACUGCACUAUGAAUGUGUCUUCCCACAAGUUUGGAUCUAAUUUGGACUGUGGAGAUUCACCUAAGCGAUUGUUUGUGGAAGUUGAGUGCUAGAUUAGAUCUUUAUCUCUAGGCUAUCUAGCUAGUGAUUGCAAUAAUUCUCUUAAAUAAUUUAGAUAGCUCUUCUGGUUAAAUAAUGUUUCUUGUUUUUUUUUUGUUCCAUCAUAAUUUUUUAGAUGGAUCGGAUGUAGGGUUGUGGAAAUAAAUAUUAAGAUCAAAUAAAAACUCUCUCUUAAAUAUUUUUCC
Molecule: messenger RNA, 2727 nt
Organism: Brassica napus (rape)
Lineage: Eukaryota; Viridiplantae; Streptophyta; Magnoliopsida; Brassicales; Brassicaceae
Product: beta-galactosidase
Exons: 11
Coding region: 49-2535 (828 amino acids)
Biological process (GO): carbohydrate metabolic process
Cellular component (GO): vacuole; cell wall
Molecular function (GO): carbohydrate binding; beta-galactosidase activity
Source: RefSeq, a predicted model, not a curated record